GUACAUCUUGGAGAGCAAACGUAGGGUAAAAGAUCCUGAAGAGCGAGAGGGGCAGAAGAAAAGGGGGGUUUUCAAAGCCGGGCGAUUCGCCGGUUUCGUGUAUGGGUUCCGCCGUCCCUCUGGAUUCCGAUCUCGAUUCGGAGCUCCUCUCUGCCCUCGAUACCCUCGGCGUCAACAAGAAUAUGGAGGCCAUGGAACAUGUUCUGGUAUUAGAAGUCCCUGACACCCCUGAUAAGCAGGCAACCAGAUGCACAGUCAAUGACUGCUCCAGGACCUCAGGGAUGCUCAUUGAUCUCGACAAAGAACUAGUUGCUUCUUCAGAUCAGAAAGUGGCUCCUGCGGCAAAAAUAGAUGCUCAUCACUGUUGGAGAUCUAAUGUGUGUGAGGUGGCUUGCCGCAGUACUGCACGAGACAAUAACAGUCGUCUAAGAUUAAGGGGCUCUUUGGCUAACACACAUUACAGGAAUCAUUUUCUGCCAAACAAAGGCAAAGUACUUGAUUCCGAUCAGGAGAAGAGUGUCAAGUCGACUGGACUCCAUCAGCAAAUUUCUAGUCACGUUUCUUAUCCCACUCAUUGUAUGGACUUGAGGAGGAAUAGUGAGCAAGAAGCGUCUUGUCAGGGAAAGAAUAUAAAGAAUUGUGUGUACACUGGAUUGCAUGGUGAAAAAAUAUCUCAACAAAAUAGUUACUUUGGAAGGUUGGAGACUGGAAGUAGAUUUCCUUUGGAACCAGGCGAUAAUGCUGGCAAUGUAGAGAGAGAUAAAGAAAAAGGUAAGCGGAUUGACAUUAGCAGUGAUUCACAAGUUGCAUCAGAAGAACUGCCAAGACAAUUGCUGCCUAGUAGGUUUCAAAGGAAGAUGACUCAGAAGAGGCUAGUACGUAAUGGUGUUAUUUCUCCUAAUAAUAUUGCAAAGAGUAAAAUUUCGUCCAAAGUUGAUGGUCUAAACAUCAUGAAGUCUUUUGCUGGUGAAACAUGCUCCCUGCUUACCGGUGUCAGCCUUCAAGAUUACAAGAAAGAAAGUGUUACACAAAGUUCAUCGUGUCUAGACGAUCGACCAACAAAAGUUGUUAAUGGGAGAAUUGAAGACAAGAAGCUAGUGCAUAAUGGUUGCAUUGCCCCAAAUAACAUCCAACAUGGUAAAAAUGUGAUGGAAGAUGAUAGUGUUGGAAAUGUUCUCUCUGGUGGGAAUUCUGCAGAUCAAGUUGAAAUCGUCAGUCCCAAUCCGAAAGAAGUUUGGCCUGAUAGAAAGAAAGGAAAAGAAAUUUUGAAUGCCGGUAAAGCACAAAAUAAUGUACGGAGAACAGAAGUUGAAUCUCAGUUUGACAGGGAAUGUUUAAAAUCAAGGCAGGAUGUAACUUCUGUUGCAGUCAGCAGUGAUGAUACACCUGAAUUUGCAAAAGCAGGUCAGAGGGCCCUGAGAGAUCAUAAAGGAAAAGCUCCUGUAGACUUAUCUUGUCAAAGUGCCAGUGUUUCCAAUAGUGAAGAGACCAUAGGUCAAUUACUUGAUCAAACACAUGAAAAUGAAAUUGUAAUGGUAGAAGCUGACCAUGUGAAUCUUCUUCAUGACAAUCCUGAGAUAAUAUUUUCUCAUCAUGAAUCAAAUUCAAGCAUGGUCUAUGUGACCUCUGAAUCUGAAUCUGAAUCAGAAAAUGGGAGGUGCCAUAGGUGCCUAAAGCAGAAGCCAAAAAGGAAAUGUAAUGCAGUUCGGUCACAUUUUGGUGAAAGCUCAAGCUUACCUUUAGAAUUCUUUGAAAAGUCUUACAUCCAAUCCUAUACUGAAGCUUCAAAUCCAAAAUCCAUUAGAUGCCACAAUGCCAAGUGGCAUGGAGAAAUUUUGGGGCGACAUUUAGAAGUUGACAAGAUAAGUUCCCCUAGAAUUUUCCAAGAGAAUGGUUGCAGUCAUUAUAAUGCAAUCCAAAGCCAAGUUGAGUCAGAUGAGAUAUUAGCUCGUCAACUUCAGGAGCAAUUUUAUCAUGAAUUGCCAGGCUUUGAAGGCACAGAGGAGAGUGAUGCAAGUAUAGCUUGGUCAUUGCAGCAGGAGGAGGAUGACAGAUAUGUUGCAUCUUCAAGGAGGAAUCGAUCUCAUCCUAGGGAUGCAUCUAUGGCGCAUUUAUUUGUACACGGUCCACGUCCUUCAUUCCGUAGUUAUUCCCAACAGUUGACAAAUCGUGCUAGAGUUUCAGCAUCAGGCAGAUUGACCCAAUUUAGGAGAAACUUCAACAGUCCUGAUAUGGAUCUUGAGAUGUCAAUAAUUGCUGAACUACGGAGAAAUUUCAACAAUGGCGAAAUGGAUCUGGAGACGAGGCUCAACUUCUUGGAAGCAUUGGAAGCUGCGUUUGAGAAUGAACAAGACAUGGAGAUUUUAGAUGAUACUCUUCUGGUUCAACGUGACAUCACCGAAGAUGACUAUGAGAUGCUGUUGGGCCUUGAUGAAGACAACCAUCAACAUUCUGGUGCAUCAGAGAGUCAGAUCAACAUCUUGCCAGAAUCAGUGAUCCAGAGUAAUGGCAAUGUAGAAGCAUGUGUCAUCUGCCUUGAGCCACCGACCGUUGGAGAUGUCAUCCGUCAUCUGCCUUGCUUACAUAAAUUUCACAAAGAAUGCAUCGACACAUGGCUCAGGAGGAAGACUUUGUGUCCAGUAUGCAAAUCUGGUAUUUCUUAAUAUGCAAAUAAAUUGACUUCUCUGCUUUUGGUAGAUUGACAAAAGCUUCUCAGGAAAUAUUUUUUUGAAAUUUAGUGGUCUCUGAAAGUAUCCAGCUCAUUUUUAUAAGUGCAAAUUAUUCACCCAUGUUCUUGUUUGUCGCCUGAGAACUGUUCUUGUCAAUUUCUUAGUUGAAACUAGAAUCAGUAUCCAUAGCUGCAAGCAACAGUUGGGGCAACACCUUGUUCCUAACUUUUCAUAUUGCAAAUGAUAUCGCUAUAAUUUUACUGUUC
This is a messenger RNA of Musa acuminata AAA Group (dessert banana), 2935 nucleotides long. RefSeq lists its product as uncharacterized. The record is from RefSeq and is a predicted model, not a curated record. The coding region runs from base 102 to 2663 and encodes 853 amino acids. Gene Ontology annotation, molecular function: zinc ion binding. NCBI's taxonomy places the organism in Eukaryota, Viridiplantae, Streptophyta, Magnoliopsida, Zingiberales, Musaceae. The transcript is spliced from 10 exons.